AUGGGCAGGCAGCCGUGCUGCGAGAAGGUGGGCCUGAAGAAGGGGCCGUGGACGGCGGAGGAGGACCAGAAGCUCGUCGCCUUCCUCCUCUCCCACGGCCAUUGCUGCUGGAGGCUCGUCCCCAAGCUCGCAGGGCUGCUGAGGUGCGGCAAGAGCUGCCGCCUGCGGUGGACCAACUACCUGCGCCCCGACCUCAAGCGUGGCCUCCUCUCCGACGACGAGGAGAAGCUCGUCAUCGACCUCCACUCGCAGCUCGGCAACAGAUGGUCCAAGAUCGCGGCGCGGCUGCCGGGCAGGACGGACAACGAGAUCAAGAACCACUGGAACACCCACAUCAGGAAGAAGCUCAAGAAGAUGGGCCUCGACCCCGUCACGCACCAGCCCGUCGCCGCCUCCCGCGCCGACCCCCUCCAGGACCCGCAGCAGGACCCCCACUGCGACGGCAAAGCCUCGUCCCAAGAAUCGGCCGGCUACGGCACCGGCGCUAGCGCCGAGGAGGAGGCGCUGACGAGCGCCGAGCCGAAGCAGGGCGCCACCUGCUCUGCCUCCACCGCGUCGGCCGUGUCGCCGUCCCCCUGCUCCUCCUCGUCCGCCUCGGCCUCGGCCUCCGCCGCGACGCCCGGCGGCGCCGACGUGGACUGGCCGGACCCCCUCGACCUCUUCCAGGUCGACGCCAUCAUCGACAUGGACUGGGCCAGCAUCUUGUCCGGUAGCGGCGGCGGCGGCGACAUUGGCGUCGAUCUCUUCGACCAGUGCUCCGACGUCGGCUUCGAUCAAGAAGUGUGGAUGUGA
Molecule: messenger RNA, 792 nt
Organism: Triticum turgidum subsp. durum (durum wheat)
Lineage: Eukaryota; Viridiplantae; Streptophyta; Magnoliopsida; Poales; Poaceae
Source: the annotation of a GenBank genome assembly